Molecule: messenger RNA, 1883 nt
Organism: Eptesicus fuscus (big brown bat)
Lineage: Eukaryota; Metazoa; Chordata; Mammalia; Chiroptera; Vespertilionidae
Gene: CALR
Product: calreticulin
Exons: 9
Coding region: 85-1338 (417 amino acids)
Biological process (GO): protein folding
Cellular component (GO): endoplasmic reticulum membrane; endoplasmic reticulum
Molecular function (GO): calcium ion binding
Source: RefSeq, a predicted model, not a curated record
GGCAGCGCCUGUCCCUGCUGCAGAGCUGCUUUUGGAGAGGUGACUUAAAGGGCCCGCUUUGCGCCGCCGCCCCCUCGGCCCGCCAUGCUGCUACCCGUGCCGCUGCUGCUCGGCCUUCUCGGCCUCGUCGCUGCCGAACCCGCCGUCUACUUCAAGGAGCAGUUUUUGGACGGAGACGGGUGGACCGACCGCUGGACCGAAUCCAAACACAAGUCGGAUUUUGGCAAAUUCGUCCUCAGUGCCGGCAAGUUCUAUGGUGACCUGGACAAGGAUAAAGGGCUGCAGACGAGCCAGGAUGCCCGCUUUUACGCCUUGUCUGCCAGAUUUGAGCCUUUCAGCAAUAAGGACCAGACGUUGGUGGUGCAGUUUACUGUGAAACAUGAGCAGAACAUCGACUGCGGGGGCGGCUAUGUGAAGCUAUUUCCAGAUACUUUGGACCAGACUGACAUGCAUGGAGACUCUGAAUACAACAUCAUGUUUGGCCCUGACAUCUGUGGCCCUGGGACCAAGAAGGUUCACGUUAUCUUCAACUACAAGGGCAAGAACGUGCUCAUCAACAAGGACAUCCGUUGCAAGGAUGAUGAAUUCACACACCUGUAUACACUGAUCGUACGGCCCGAUAACACCUACGAGGUGAAAAUUGACAAUAGCCAGGUGGAGUCUGGCUCUCUGGAGGAUGAUUGGGACUUCCUGCCACCCAAGAAGAUAAAGGAUCCUGAUGCUUCAAAGCCUGAAGACUGGGAUGAGCGGGCCAAGAUUGAUGACCCUACAGACUCCAAACCUGAGGACUGGGACAAGCCCGAGCACAUCCCUGACCCCGAUGCUAAGAAGCCUGAGGACUGGGAUGAAGAGAUGGAUGGAGAGUGGGAACCACCGGUGAUUCAGAACCCAGAAUACAAGGGCGAGUGGAAGCCCCGGCAGAUUGACAACCCAGAUUACAAGGGCACUUGGAUUCAUCCAGAGAUCGACAACCCCGAGUAUUCUCCUGAUAGCACUAUCUAUGCUUAUGAAAACUUCGCCGUUCUGGGCCUAGACCUUUGGCAGGUCAAGUCUGGUACCAUCUUUGACAACUUCCUCAUCACCAAUGAUGAAGCAUAUGCCGAAGAGUUUGGCAACGAGACGUGGGGAGUCACAAAGGCAGCAGAAAAGCAAAUGAAGGACAAGCAGGAUGAGGAGCAGAGACUGAAGGAGGAGGAGGAGGACAAGAAGCGCAAGGAGGAGGAGGAGGCAGACAAAGACGACGAUGAGGACAAAGAUGAAGAUGAGGAGGACGAAGAUGAUAAGGAUGAGGAUGAGGAUGAAGAUGCUGCUGCUGGCCAGGCCAAGGAUGAGCUGUAGGGGCCACACCAUCGCUUCCAGGGCUGGACUGAGGCCUGAGCGCUCCCGUCACAGAGCUGGCCGCGCCAAAUAAUGUCUCUAUGAGACUGGAGAACUUUCCUUUUUUCCAGGCGGGUUCCAAUUUGGGGUAGAUUUUGGUAUUGUUCCCGCCCUCCCCCUUUUUUUUAUUGGUGUUUUGUCUCUGAUUCUCUGUCGGCCCCCAUCUUUUUUGACAUCUUUGCCUUCUGUCCCCUUCUCCCCUUUAGAUCCCUUAGUUCCCCUUCCAACCUUGGGGCAUGUGGGGUGUGGAGUAGCCCCAGGCCCAAGAUUUCAUCUGUUCUCCUUCCUGGAGCCCAGAGGGGGGCAGGAGAAGAGGAUGGAUCCCUCAGCCCCCCAGCACUGAGGAAGAUUUGGGCUCCUAGGGCUUGAGCUCUGAUACCCCCACCAGCUCCCUUUCUUCCCUGCCUCCAUUACUGGGCCACUUGGUGGGGCAGUGGGUUCCAGCUCAGCUCACACUGAGAAUGUAAGAACUACAAAGUUUCUAUUAAAUUAAGUUUUGUGUCUUC